CUCAUCCCUUGGCUGAGUUAUUCGUUCAUAUCAGCAACCCACGCUCCCGGCGUUCGUGAACUUCGCAAUGUUUUCAUCUUCGGGUCUCUGUGAAAUGUGCCAGCCGCCAUGCUGGAUCUCAAUGGGCCAUUUGGCCGGGAAGCUCAGAUGCAACGUCCUCGAAAUCUCAGAGGGACAAAACUGUAGAUGAGAUCACCUCCAAGUCUGUGGAUCUGCUACCAAGCAACGUCCUGUUGGCAUCACUUCUAUCCGCCCAUGCGAGUAAAAGUUUCAUCGCCAGGCUUGAGCCGGCUCAACUUAGACCCCACCGGUAGGCUAGGCCACCCCCCUCUUCGUUUUUCUCAACUGCCUCAUCGGGUUGGACCGAGGGCUGGCUCAUCUCUCGCCCCCCUCACAAAUCUCAAGAGCACGGGCAGAAGGUCCGAAUGCGCUGCCGCAAACGAUCCGUUUCAAGCUUGCAGUUGCAGCGCCCCGCCUCCCGUGCCUUGCUCAAUGCUGUCACACUUCCACUGCCGGUAUGUCAUCUUCUCAUGUCUAACAACUCAAUCCCGAUCUUGUUCAUCUGGGCCAUCGUGAACGAAACGAUAGUCAGUUAUCUUUAAAAGACCUCACCCACCCCAUCAGUGCGUGGAAUAUCAGCUCCUCGUUGCACUGCAAGUACUUGCGACGCAGUUUCCAUUGCAACCAUCACGCAUUCAACCCAACCAAUCCUCUAUCAUCCGGUGCCGCGCUUCCGAACCGACGUUUCUGGUUCUGAACCAAACCAGGCAGGUAACAAAUCAUCAGCCUGACUCGCCAAGCGAAGAUCAAGUCUUCCCAAGUGACAGCUCGCACCACUUGCUACUCAUUCAUAACUCAGAGCUUCUCCCGUUGCACAUUCGAUAUGGAGGCACUUCUCCAAGCUCAAGCCAAGUUCAAAGCGGACAAGGGUCUCGCCAAGAUUUCGGCUGUCCCAAACGAAAAUUACAAACGCCAUGGUACAAAGUCUUAUGUCUAUCUCCUGAACAAGUUCAAGUUUGAGCCGACCAAACCGGGCCCCUAUGUUCAAACACGAAGGAUGGCUCAGAGGGGACUCGCGGCACCUGGUUUCAACGCUCCAGUCGGCGGCCGAGUCUCCAUGAAGCAGGUUCUCAUGAAAAAGGCCGAGGAUGACCAGCACGGAGAAGUCACGGCCGAGGACCAACAAUGCGACUCCAUGUAUCUCUAUGAGAUUUCCAUCGGAACACCACCGCAAAAGUUCAAGUUGGACUUUGACACGGGCUCCUCCGAUCUCUGGGUCUUUUCGACCGAGCUCAGCAGCUCCCUCCAGGGCAACCACAGCAUCUUCAACCCCGCCAAGUCCUCGACGUUCAAGAAGCUCGAUGGCAAGACGUGGAAGAUCUCGUACGGCGACGGCAGCUCGGCCUCGGGCGAUUGCGGCACCGACAACCUCGUCCUCGGCGGACUGACGAUCGAGAAUCAGGUAGUCGAGCUCGCCGGGCAGCUCGCGCCGCAGUUCUCGCUGGGCACGGGCGACGGCCUUCUUGGCCUUGCUUUCAGCUCCAUCAACACAGUGCAGCGCGAGGGUAGUUUCCGUGACCCGCAGACCACGCCCGUCGAUAACAUGAUCUCGCAGCGCGACAUCCCUAAGGACGCGGAGCUUUUCACGUCGGCCUUUUACAGCGAGCGCGACGGUGGCAAGCCGCGUUCGUUUUUCACGUUCGGAUGGGUCGAUGCGGAACUAAUCGAGGCGUCCGGGGAGGAUGUUCACUGGGUGGAAGUUGAUACGGCGCAGGGGUUCUGGAUGUUCCCGUCGGCAUCGGCGAGCGUCAACGGCAAGGCCAUCGUGCGGGGCGGGAACACGGCUAUUGCGGACACGGGGACAACGCUGGCUCUCGUUUCGGACGAGGUCUGCGAGGCGCUGUACAACGGAAUUCCCGGCUCUAGGUAUGACGAUCAGCAGCAGGGCUAUGUAUUCCCAACCAGCACUACGACGAAAGAUUUGCCCGAGUUCAGGAUCGCCGUCGGUGGCAAGGAGUUUGAGGUCCAGAAGGAGGACUUGGCAUUCGCGCCGGCCGGUGACGGGUUUUGGUACGGAGGUGUGCAGUCUAGGGGCUCCAACGCGUUCGACAUUCUGGGCGGUGCGUUCUUGAAGUCGAUUUAUGCGAUCUGGGAUCAAGGGAACACGAGGUUCGGAUGCGUGCCCAAGAUGGGGAAAUCACAAAACCUGGAACCUUCGUCUUCCUGAUGAAGUUGGAACAGAGGACUGUCGACAAUCAGAGCGCUAUAGUACGAUCCGUUGUUAAGAAACCUGGAAAAGAUCCCGAUUGUUGUUUUCUAGCAGGUCUAGAAAGGAAGA
Messenger RNA from Colletotrichum destructivum, 2338 nucleotides. Its product is annotated as Putative aspartic peptidase A1 family, aspartic peptidase, active. NCBI's taxonomy places the organism in Eukaryota, Fungi, Ascomycota, Sordariomycetes, Glomerellales, Glomerellaceae. Bases 884 to 2227 code for a protein of 447 amino acids. The record is from RefSeq and is a predicted model, not a curated record. Gene Ontology annotation, molecular function: aspartic-type endopeptidase activity. The transcript is spliced from 3 exons. Gene Ontology annotation, biological process: proteolysis.